Messenger RNA from Osmia lignaria (orchard mason bee), 4562 nucleotides. It is a transcript of the gene Ndg, whose product is annotated as Nidogen. Gene Ontology annotation, molecular function: calcium ion binding. NCBI's taxonomy places the organism in Eukaryota, Metazoa, Arthropoda, Insecta, Hymenoptera, Megachilidae. The record is from RefSeq and is a predicted model, not a curated record. Gene Ontology annotation, biological process: cell-matrix adhesion.
AGUUAAAAUUGUAGGAUGACAGGGUGGGGAGCAAAGAGUCGCGGCACGAAAUUAUCGGCUGUUACGGGAGAGAGCUGCGACGAGAGGAGACGAGACGAGACGAGACGAGUCGGCGUUUCGUGCGUUCGAAAGAAGAGCGGCCGAGAGGAGCAAAACGGGCAAAAGCGAUUAGGGGGCGGCAAGAGAAGCGUGGUGGUAGCCGCGUCGAUCGACAGUAGCGUGAAGUCAGUCGAGAGAAUGACUCGUCGCGCGCGUUUCAACGUCUCGUGGUUGGCCGUGGUGCUGGCCCUGAUCGUGCCCUUCGCCGCGGCCCUUUCAAAGCAUGAUCUUUAUCCGUACUCGACACCGGGAUCCACGAUCCUGCAGACGGAUGCGAACGGAUUGCUCCUGUCCGGGGAAGCGAUCCUGAAAACUCCGAUCGCGUUCUACGACAAGAUCUACAACUCCAUAUUCGUGAACGGAAAUGGCGUACUGUCUUUCGCCAGGGCAAUGCAGAGGUUUUUUAACAUCCCUUUCCCGCUCGACGAUCCGGUGAUCGCGCCUCUCUACACCCACGUAGACACCAGAACAUCCGGAAGGGUGUACUACGGCGAAACGGAUGCGCCGGAAGUGCUCGCCAGGGCAGGUGCGAUGAUCCGUACCGCCUUCACGGACGCCGUUGAUUUUGUGCCGACUCACGUGUUCCUCGCCACUUGGGUGGAUGUGGGAUACUAUAAUGGAAAAAGCGACAAGGUGAACACGUAUCAGGUAGCCAUCUCUUCAAAUGGCACGCAUUCCUAUGCCGAGCUGUUGUAUCCGGAAAACGGUAUACAAUGGAUUCAAGGUGAAUCGCACCCUAGCGGUCUACCUGACGCAAAGGCUCAAGCAGGAUUAAUGAGCGAAGGAAGAAUGUACACGCUGAAGGGUUCCGGGACGGAUCAGAUUCAGAAUGUCGACAAGUGGUCGAACGUGAACAGACCGGGACAGUGGUUGUUCUACAUCGGGCCAACCAGCGACGAUGAGGAUGUCAGGAUUCCCGACAAUAUCGAAGACACCAGUACAACGAAUCAGGUAGCCGAUUGCAGAACAGGAGCGACGAGUUGUCACAGCAAAGCGACAUGCGUGGACUACGAAGCUGGAGGUUUCUGUUGCCACUGCAAGCAAGGAUAUUUCGGCAACGGCAAAUCUUGUCAACCGAACGAUGUUCCACUUCGAGUGAACGGACGCGUUUCGGGGACCAUCAACGACGUGGAAUUUCCGGCAAGGGAUCUUCAGUGCUACGUUCAAACGAAAGAUGGAAGAACGUACACGGCUCUGUCGAGGGUACCCGAGGAAAUUGGGGCGAGUUUCCAGCUACUUGGUAACCUUGGUGGAGUGAUUGCUUGGUUGUUCGCGAAGCCAAUUAGCGAGACGAAAAAUGGAUACGAGCUGACAGGGGGCUUGUUCAACCACACGGCGGAGUUGACGUUCAGCUCGACUGGCGACAAAGUGACGAUACGAAGCAAUUACCUUGGCCUGGACGUCUUUGGACAGCUGAAGAUGGAGGCGGAGAUCAAAGGUACUUUACCUCGGCUGACGAAGGACACCAAGGUCGAUUAUGGGGACUACGACGAACUUUAUACGAGAGCCCAGCCCGGUGUAAUCCGUGCACAGAGCGAGAGAAGUUGCAAACUGAACGACGCGGGCGAAGAAAGGGAUCUAAGUUUCACGCAAGACCAGACGAUGCUCUACAACGAGUGUCCUUACAUCACCGUUGAUCCUGAAGACGACACAAUCCGAUUGAAGUUCUUCAGAGGUGUCACUACUUACGAAGCUACCGAAGGAAUUGUGCGUUUUGCGGUCAACUCGAAGGUAGCACCCUUGGAAGAAGAAGAUCCUUGCAUUCAAGGGAGGGAGACUUGCAGCGAGCACAGCUCUUGCGUUGUCGAUGGAGAUAGUUUCAAGUGUGUCUGUAAUCCUGGAUAUCAGUAUCUAUACGAAGAAAACGGAAGUGCAGUCUGCGUGGACGUGAACGAGUGCUCCGCUGGCAACCACAUGUGCUCUCCGGAUGCACAGUGCAUCAAUCAGGAAGGAAGUCACACGUGUCAGUGCCGACCUGGUUUCUCUGGUGAUGGUCGAAUUUGCGAGAGGCUACCCUCCUGCGAGGACAUGCGUUGUGGAAAUUACGAGCAAUGCGUGAUGAACGAAGGGGAGCUCAGCUGCGUUUGCCAAGAAGGCUUCGAAGACACCGAGGAAGGAUGCCUCCCUGUGCAACGGGGUUCCUGCGACGUCGAGGAUAACUGCUCGCCCAAUGCUUUCUGCAAUUUCGACGCUGAUAAGCAGAAGCACGUCUGUGUCUGUUUACCGGAAUUUGUUGGGGAUGGUUACACGUGCAAUCCGGACGGGGAAUUAACCACAACGGACGAACCACCGAAACCGCAAUGUGUGGGGGAGAUGUGUUGGUGCCCGAGGGGCUGGGAUUACAGAAAUGAGGAAUGCAUGCGAAAGGAAGAAGAGACCAGGACCGCUGACUACGACCGGGACUUAUCAGCUCGGCCAAUCCCGGAAUGCUACGAAGACUACUGCAUAUGCCCCUGGGGAUUCGAUUACAACCAUUCCGAAGAGAUUUGCACGCCUCGACCAGGAUACAACCACGAAACGAUGGGUCCAUCAGGAGAUCACUUAUCGUGCAACGUGGUGAACAGGUGUCAUCCCUACGCCCAAUGUGUCUACGUAAUGAGCACCACCGACUACGAGUGCCGUUGCAACCCAGGUUACGAGGGUGAUGGUAUGGAGUGUAUCAGAGCAGAGGUGUCCUGUUUGGACGUGGACAUCUGCGACCCGAACGCCUCCUGCCAAAUCGAGGGAUCCUCGGGCAAGUGCGUGUGCAACCCUGGAUUCGAAGGAGACGGAACCACUUGCAGCCCCAUCGACGAAUGCAGCGGGAACACGGAUUGCUCGGAGAACGAACGAUGCUUGUACAAUGCGGCCAGUUCGCGGUACGAGUGCACCUGCAAUUCCGGCUUCAGCAUGGUCGACGGACGUUGCGUGGUGUCCGAUUGCUCGACGAAUCCGUCACAGUGCCACGUGAACGCGCAUUGCGUAUCGGCCGGUGACGGAGGCUACAAGUGUGUUUGCAACGAGGGAUACAACGGCGAUGGUAUCCAGCAGUGCUUGGAGGACCACAUCGGUUGCAACGUGUUGAAUAAUUGCGGCAGAAACGCGGUCUGCGGAUACAAUCAGACGUCCGCGAAUUUCGCGUGCAUCUGUCAGCCGGGCUAUUACGGUGACGGAUUCACGUGUUUGCCUCAGUUGUCCUGUAGACACGACUCGGCCCUUUGCUCGCCGGAUGCGACCUGCGUGGCAGCUGGCAGCAAUCAAUUCGCUUGCGUAUGCAACGAAGGUUACACCGGAGAUGGGAGCAACUGUAAACCUCGACCGAAACACGAAGCAAACUUCCUGUUGGUGAACCAAGGAAUGGCCACUCUGAGGAUACCAUUCGGUGCGAUGCAGGAGAAUCCUGGAAGUCCGAUCUACAUAGCGUACACGCAAAUGGCGAUCGCGAUCGACAUCGAUUGUAUCAACGGAAAGGCUUAUUCGAGCGACAUCACAGGCAAUCGAAUAAUCGAGCUAACUUACAAUGGAUCUAUGGCGGACACGUUUCUACCGAAAGUCAGCAGCCCCGAGGGACUGGCGGUCGAUUGGGUCUCGAGAAAUAUUUUCUGGACCGAUUCCGGCAAGACGACUGUCGAGGUAGCCAAUCUCGAAACGAAGAAACGUAAGGUCCUCGUUUCCGAUGGACUGGUCAACCCUAGAGGAAUAGCCGUACACCCGUACCGUGGCAAGAUAUUCUGGUCCGACUGGAACCGCGCGUCACCGAAAUUAGAAUGGGCCAACGAGGACGGUACCGGUCGUGCAAUCUUCCUUCAAGGAGAUUACGUGAAAUUACCGAAUUCAUUGAGUAUCGAUUGGGCGACGGAUGAGCUGUGCUGGGCAGACGCCGGAACGUUUACGAUAAGCUGCAUGGAGAUCGACAGCAGGGAUAUUAACGUGGUCGCCAACGAGCUGACAUAUCCGUUCGGUCUCGCGAUCUCUCACCAGAAUUACUAUUGGACCGACUGGAAGACGCACAAGAUCGAAGUCGCCAUGAAGAGCAGCGGGGACAGGAAGCCGGCCAUAUCGGUUCCACCGGGAGGAAGCGGUAAAUUAUAUGGAAUAGUCGUCGUUCCUGAGUCAUGCCCGCGAGUGACCAACGUGUGUCAAUACGAGAACGGAAGGUGUAACAAGGAUCAACUGUGUCUACCGGAUGGCCAAGGUGGCAGGACAUGCGUGUGCGCGGACGAUGCGACAGGACCUUGCACCGACACUCAUUAGUCGUAGUUCGGUCGUCGUCAGGAUUAAGGGGGAAAUGACGAGACGAGUUUCGUGCUCGUGUCGAUCGCGUGUAAAUUAUAAUACUACUCUUUGUAUAAUUAGUUUAUCGUCUACCGUUUUACGAGUAACACACCUUUUGUAUCUAAUACAAGGGCCGUGGCGUGAGAAGCUGGCUGUAUUGUACCGCGGUCCCUUGACGCGUUAUUUAAUAAAAACUUAAGAAACAAUAU